Brassica oleracea var. oleracea is the source of this 3200-nucleotide messenger RNA. RefSeq names its product serine/threonine-protein kinase Nek5. NCBI's taxonomy places the organism in Eukaryota, Viridiplantae, Streptophyta, Magnoliopsida, Brassicales, Brassicaceae. Gene Ontology annotation, molecular function: protein kinase activity; ATP binding. The transcript is spliced from 14 exons. Bases 319 to 3042 code for a protein of 907 amino acids. Gene Ontology annotation, cellular component: cortical microtubule. The record is from RefSeq and is a predicted model, not a curated record. Gene Ontology annotation, biological process: protein phosphorylation; microtubule-based process.
UCCAUAAACCUACUCGGAUCCACUUUACCCCGUCUAGAUUCGUACGGUGCAAGUGAACUCAAACACAAAAGAAAAAGACGAGAAAGAGAGAGAGAGACACUAUUCUUCUUGUCAAAUCCCUCUCGCAUUUUAAUCUGUAACGAUUUACUGUUUUCUUGUCAAGUCUAGAAUCGAAAAGAAUGUCUGGAUCUGAAGUCUGAAUCAUUGGGAAGAGGAAGCGUGUAGGUCAGGUUGCUGCUACUAUUACGUUGAAGAGAAGCAAGUAUAACUCAUUUAUUGAGAGAAAGCUCAAGUAUCGUUGUUAGUUUUGGGUGAGCAAUGGAGUCGCGGAUGGAUCAGUACGAGCUCAUGGAGCAGAUCGGGCGUGGUGCCUUUGGCGCCGCCAUUCUAGUUCAUCACAAGGCCGAGAGAAAGAAGUAUGUUCUGAAGAAGAUCAGAUUAGCUCGACAAACGGAACGUUGCCGGAGAUCUGCUCAUCAAGAAAUGUCUUUAAUUGCGAGGGUUCAGCAUCCUUACAUCGUCGAGUUUAAAGAAGCUUGGGUUGAGAAAGGUUGCUAUGUUUGUAUUGUCACUGGAUAUUGUGAAGGAGGAGACAUGGCCGAGUUGAUGAAAAAGUCCAACGGUGUGUACUUUCCUGAGGAGAAACUCUGCAAGUGGUUUACGCAACUGUUGUUAGCUGUUGAGUAUCUUCAUUCUAACUAUGUUCUACAUCGUGAUCUCAAGUGUUCCAACAUUUUCCUUACUAAAGAUGACGUCCGCCUUGGGGACUUUGGUCUGGCAAAAACUCUAAAGGCGGAUGACCUAACUUCCUCGGUCGUUGGAACUCCAAACUACAUGUGCCCGGAACUGCUUGCUGAUAUCCCUUAUGGUUUUAAAUCAGAUAUCUGGUCUCUAGGCUGUUGUAUAUACGAGAUGGCUGCAUUUCGGCCUGCUUUCAAAGCUUUUGAUAUGGCAGGGCUUAUAAGCAAGGUUAAUCGAUCCUCAAUUGGUCCGUUGCCUUCAUGCUAUUCUCCAUCUUUAAAAGCACUUAUCAAGGGGAUGCUAAGGAAGAACCCAGAGUAUCGGCCAAGCGCCUCCGAGAUUUUGAAGCAUCCUUAUUUGCAGCCAUACGUUGAGCAGUACCGUCCAGCCAUAAACGCAGCGUCUAUAACUCCAGAAAAGCCUCUCAAUUCUCGUGAGGGCCGGAGGAGUAUGGCUGAAAGCCAGAACAGCAAUAGCUCCAAUGAGAGAGAUAACUUCUACGUGAGUGACAAAAGUAACCGACCUGUGGGUCCAAGCAACGGUAAUAAAGUCGUUGAGACCGAUUCAGUUUCUGUCGAUGAAGAAGACAUUGUCGACCAUAUGCAGCAACAACAACCGGUUGAAAAUGAAAAUGUCCAGAGCGUUUCAGCAGCUAAAACAGAUAGUCAUGGCAUUCUAAAGCCCUCGCAGAGUGACCAACGGCCAGAGAUGAUUCAACCAAGGCACCCAAAAACUAUUAGGAACAUCAUGAUGGUUCUGAAAGAAGAGAAAGCUAGAGAAAAUGGUUCACCCUUGAGAACUCAAGUUAAUCGAGGGAGAACAUCUGGUGUUCCGACACAGAAGAACAAUACUGAAACUCCUUCAAAGAUUCCCAAACUCGGUGACAUUGCUCAUAGCUCCAAGACUAACGUAAAUACACCUUCAAAGCUUGCCUCUGAUUCUGCAAAGACUCCACCACCGAAGCAUCCACAAAUGCCAAUGAUCGACUCUACUUCCAAAAUUAAGCCUAGAAACGACAGAAUUCCUCUGGCUCCCGCGGCGAAACAGGAGCCGGAAGAGGCAAUGUCAGCUAAGCGAAGACAAAGGACACCUCCUACUUUACCAAGAAGAACGUCCUCAAGGCAAUUAGGAGCAGAUAAUCCAAAUUUGGUGGCUAAAGACACCACGAAGCUAUUAUAUCCAUGUCAGCCGUCAGAGCACGAAAAUAAUAUUCAUCAUCAACCUCGUGUCCAAGUGGAGCCAAAGAGAACCUCUGUCGGAUCUUCCAAAGGGGUCCAGAGUGAAAGCAGCAACUCCAUCUCGUCUUCUUUGUCCAUGCAAGCAUUUGAGCUCUGUGAUGAUGCUUCCACACCGUAUGUCCACAUGUCGGAACACACAACUCCUGAUGACCACAGACGAUCAUGUCAUAGUGAAUACUCGUCUUCAUUUCCGGAAAUCUCAUCAGAGAUGCUGAUCCGCAGAGAAGAACACAGCACCAGUAUGCGCCUUGCCGACACUGUUCGUGUUCCUGAUGUUCAGAACAACAUUUCCCAACACCAGCCAGGAGGAAGCUCUCCUCCUCCUGCGUCUAAGGAGAGUGGUAGCCCUCUAACGUUACAAAGCUACGAGCCAAACGCGUCAGGUGAUGAUAAAUUCACAGUCAAAGAAUUCGUCUCACCAGUGCCUUCGGAUAACAAAACCACAGGCGUUGUCUCUCAGAACUCAACUCUCGAGAGGAGCAACAAUCCUUCGGUGGUUGAUGAUGUCAUACAUGUAAUCCGGCACAGCAGUUUCCGAGUAGGGAGUAGUGACCAGCCGGUCAUGGAGAGUGUUGAAGUGGGUGUCCAGAACGUUGACGUUGGGAAACUCAUUAACGUUGUGAGAGAUGAGCUUGAAGUGAGGAAAGUAGCCACUCCCUCCUCUGAUGCCAACUCAGAGCCUCCUCCUGCUGAAGAGCCAGAUCCUAUCACUAACUAUUCAGAAACCAAGAGCUUUAACUCCUGCUCUGAUUUUUCACCACCUGAGACUAGACCAAACUCAUUCAUGCCUGAAGAGGAAACUACUCCGGUUCCAGCUGUCAAAGAGACGUUGGACAUCAAGUCUUUCAGACAGAGAGCAGAGGCCCUUGAAGGUCUCUUGGAACUAUCUGCCGAUUUGCUGGAGCAGAGUAGACUCGAAGAGCUAGCCAUCGUGUUGCAGCCCUUUGGUAAGAACAAAGUUUCGCCUAGAGAAACUGCUAUUUGGUUGGCAAAGAGCUUAAAAGGAAUGAUGAUCGAUGACAUCAAUCAUAACAACUGUGGUAUUUCCAGGAAUUGCCCAUGAAGGUACGAUUGUAUUAUACCACCAUCUUCAACCAAAACUCUCUGUUCUGUUACCUUUUUUUUUUUUUUCCUGUAACGUUUAAAUUUGCACAAAGCAAUAAUUCCUUCUUUUAUUAAAAAAAAAAAGAGAAAAGAAUCUAUUAUAAACCAUAUUUUUUU